This is a messenger RNA of Lepisosteus oculatus (spotted gar), 1971 nucleotides long. The record is from RefSeq and is a predicted model, not a curated record. Lineage: Eukaryota; Metazoa; Chordata; Actinopteri; Semionotiformes; Lepisosteidae.
AUGCCAUCAGGAACCUACUGGGUGAGUCUCACCCGGGACCAGCAGCGGCGGUUGCGAGCACUCAUCGCAGAGAAUGAGGAUCUGUUCAUAGCCAGAGAUGAGGACUGCUCGCGGACGACCCUAGUCCAGCACAACAUCGAUACCGGCAACGCUUGGCCCAUUCAGAUUCCGCCUUACUUCCUCAUUGGAGAAUUUCAGUCAGCACAAACAAUAAUCUUUGCUAUUGAAGAAAUAAACAACAGGACAGAUCUUCUUCCUGGCAUUUGUUUGGGAUAUAAGAUCUAUGACACAUGUGGUUCAAUACCUUUAGCUAUAAGAGCAGCUUUGGCUUUAAUGAAUGGAAAUGAGGAAACUCUUUCUAACACCUCCUGCUCCAGGCCAACUGCUGUUCAAGCUAUAAUAGGAGAAUCUGCCUCAACACCCACUAUUGCGAUGUCAGCAGGAGUUGGACCUUUUCGAAUCCCUGUGAUCAGUCACUUUGCUACCUGUGCAUGUCUGAGCAAUAGAAGAAGAUUCCCUUCAUUCUUCAGAACCAUCCCCAGUGACUAUUAUCAGAGCAGAGCCCUGGCUCAGCUUGUGAAGCACUUUGGAUGGACCUGGGUUGGGACCAUAAGAGUUGACAAUGAUUAUGGCCACAAUGGAAUGGCUACUUUUGUGGAAGCUGCAGAGAAGGAAGGAAUCUGUAUUGAAUAUUCAGAGGUGGUUCAUCAGUCUCAUUCCAGGGAAAGAAUUCUUAAGAAUGUAGAAGUGAUCAAAAAGAGCACUUCAAAGGUUAUUGUUGCCUUCUUAGAGCAAGGGGAUGUAAUUGUUUUGAUUAAAGAAUUAUCCCUUCAAAAUGUAACUGGUCUCCAGUGGAUUGGCAGUGAAGCCUGGAUCACUGCUAGUGAUGUUUCAACAGCAGAAGGUUAUGAAGUUCUGACUGGAUCUAUGGGAUUUGCUGUCACUAAAAACAAAAUUGAUGGAUUUAGAGAGUUUUUAUUGAAUGUGCACCCAUCAAAAUCUCCGGGCAAUGCUCUCUUAAAUGAAUUUUGGGAGACUGCAUUUAAUUGUACUCUGAAAAACAAUGACAAUGCCAAAAAACUGUGUACAGGGUUGGAAGAUUUAGGAGAAUUAAAAAAUGGAUAUGCAACAACGUCUGAGGCUAGAAUAUUCAAUAAUGUGUAUAAAGCAGUGUAUGCUGUUGCAUAUUCUCUUCAUAAUUUACUUCAAUGCAAGAAAGGUCCUUCUGCCAAUAGCUGUGAUAAUUCAAUUCAAAUUGAACCAUGGCAGGUACUUGAGCAACUGAAAAAAGUGAACUUCACAACUAAGACUGGAGAAAAUAUAUUUUUUGAUGGCAAUGGUGAUUCAACAGCAAGAUAUGACUUAGUGAACUGGCAGCUUGUUAAUGGGAGCACCAUUCAGUUCAUGACCAUCGGUUACUAUGAUGCUUCACUGCCAGCAGGUCAUCAGAUUGUCAUGAAUCAAGUUAAGAUGGUUUGGACAGGUGGGCAACUUGAGAAGCCUGAGUCAAUGUGCAGUGAGAGCUGUCUCCCUGGCACUCGAAAGGCUGUUCAGAGAGGAAGGCCUGUGUGUUGCUAUGAUUGCAUUCAGUGUGCUGAAGGAGAGAUCAGCAACACCACAGAUUCUAAUGAUUGCAUCCAAUGUCCUUUGGAUUAUUGGUCAAAUGAGAACCGAGAUGAAUGUGUAAUAAAAAUAAUAGAAUUCCUGUCUUUUGAAGAAAUCAUGGGAAUACUGCUCAUGAUAUUUUCUCUGGCUGGUGCUUUCUUAACCAUAUGCAUAGCUUUAGUCUUCCUCAAAUAUAAAGACAGUCCAAUUGUCAAAGCCAAUAACUCUGAAUUAAGUAGAGAUGGUUUUAUUGGCACCCCUGAUCGGGAAAACCGACCUCCUGGUCUUGUCCUUGAACAGAGAAUGGCGAUAUGCUUGGGCCUGAUCCAGACAGUAGUCUACACUCUGCAGAACUCUGCUGUAUGA